Messenger RNA from Kuraishia capsulata CBS 1993, 2127 nucleotides. RefSeq lists its product as uncharacterized. The coding region runs from base 1 to 2127 and encodes 708 amino acids. The transcript has a single exon. Gene Ontology annotation, cellular component: membrane. NCBI's taxonomy places the organism in Eukaryota, Fungi, Ascomycota, Pichiomycetes, Pichiales, Pichiaceae. Gene Ontology annotation, biological process: transmembrane transport. Gene Ontology annotation, molecular function: ATP hydrolysis activity; ATP binding; ABC-type oligopeptide transporter activity. The record is from RefSeq and is a predicted model, not a curated record.
AUGUUCAACAUAAUACGACCUGGCCUACAGAGGUCUUUGAUACGACUUCAUUCGGGGUGCAGGGGCAGCCUGCGUUCUCCAAUGGAGAACGUUCUUUCCAAACGUUUUGUGCAUCUUUCUCACAAUGGCUUCGGAUCGGAAAACGCAAAAAUACCGUGUAUGAUCUCUCAAGCUCAUUGGUCGGGAAAAAUUGGCUGGGAAGUGGGUUCAUUGCGUGGUUUAAGACAAUUCAGUUCAUCUCCGACAAGAGCGACCAAGGCGGAGAAGAGCGAAAGUGGACAAGAAAAAGACUCUGAAACCUCCUCGAAAAGCAGUUUUUCUGAGAUCAUGCAGAUGCUGAAACUAGCAAAACCUGAAACCAAGCUUAUGGGCCUAGCGAUGCUGUUUUUGUGUGUAUCUUCAACGGUGAGCAUGCUAUUUCCUUCCAUAAUUGGAAAGGUUAUAGAUAUGACCAAAGACGACAGUACGGAUUGCAUCAAGAUAUUCAACCGGGAAAUUCCGCUUGUUAACUUCUAUGUGUGUAUAACCAUAACAUUCAUGGUUGGGGCUCUGGCCAAUUUCGGAAGAGUGGUGACCCUAAGAAGAGUCGGUGAAAGGCUGAUGGCUAGGAUCAGACUGAGAACGUUGAAGAAGUUGUUCUACCAGGAUGCGACAUUCUGGGAUAAGCAGAAAAGUGGAGAUCUAAUAUCAAGACUCAUAAACGACUCUACCGUUGUGACUCGUUCUUUGACUCAGAACGUCAGUGAUGGGUUGAGAGCAGGUAUCAGUGGAUUGGUUGGAAUAUCAAUGAUGUUCUUCAUCUCCUCCAAACUUACAGCAUACAUGUGUCUCAUGUUCCCGCCUCUGAUAUUUCUCUCUUUGGUUUUUGGUAGAAGAAUAAAGGCUCUUUCCAAGCUGAUACAACAACAGCUGGGAAGUCUUACGCGAGUCUCAGAGGAGCAGUUUGGGUUUGUGAAAACUAUCCAGACGUUUAACAACGAGGCUCAUGAGGUGGGGAAAUUCAAGACCGAGGUCAAGAAAUUGUACGACCUUUCUAUUAAAGAGGGCCAGCUGAAUGGGUACUUCUACGGAGGCACGGGCUUUGUGGGAAAUAUCGCCAUCAUCGCGCUUUUAUCUAUGGGCACGUACAUGGUUAAGGCUGGCGAGCUUUCUGUUGGUGAUCUCUCCAGUUUCAUGAUGUACACGAUCUACAGUGGCUCCAGUGUGUUUUCAUUGUCCAAUUUCUAUACGGAGCUGAUGAAAGGAGUUGGAGCUUCCUCUAGGGUUUUUGAACUGACCAACAUUACACCUUUGAUCAACCCUGUUACAGGAAAGAAGAUCAACGACAUAGAUGGGGACAUUGUCUUCAAAGACAUUCACUUCAAGUACCCCACCAGGCCCCACCACACUGUUUUCAGCAAUCUGAACUUGAAGAUCAAAAGGGGAGAACAUGUUUGCCUUGUGGGACCUAGUGGAUGUGGUAAAUCUACUAUCAGUCAGUUAUUGCUCAGAUUCUACGACCCGCUGGAAGGUGAGAUUCUUCUCAAUGGUCACAACCUCAAAGACAUGAGUCUCAGCUACUACCGCAGACAAGUGGGAAUAGUUCAACAGGAACCGACGCUUUUUUCGGGAACAAUCUUAGAAAAUCUCACCUACGGAAAGAAAGACGCUACGCAGGAAGAGGUGAUCAAAGCCUGUCAGCUGGCAAGUUGCCAGGAGUUCAUUGAACAGUUUGCUGAUAAAUACCAGACCGUGGUAGGUUCGAAAGGAGCGUCGUUAUCCGGUGGUCAGAAACAAAGAGUUGCUCUGGCAAGGACUCUUAUCACCAACCCUAAGAUCCUCAUUCUUGACGAAGCCACCUCUGCCCUGGACACGCGAUCCGAGAAGGCCAUUCAAAAGACGCUCAUCCAGAGACAGCAGAAGGGACAGACCACAAUCAGUAUUGCACACAGACUGAGCACAAUCAGAAUGAGCGAUAGAAUUGUAGUGUUCAACCAUAAAGGUGAGAUUGUGGAGCAAGGUGCAUUCAAGGAGAUGUAUGCGGAUCCUCAAAGCGAGUUAAAUAAGCUGCUGAGCAAGAAUGAGGGCAAAGACUCCACUGAAGAAGAGCUUGACGAGAUUGAGGAAGCCAAAAAAUCGGGAAAUUGA